AUGUCCACAAAACGUGCAGGUCAGCGAUCGGAGGCGACACCCGAGGCGAGAGCGGAGGCACGAAACCUCGUUGCUGAGCCACGUAUCGGCAUCUACGAGGGUAGGAGGCGGCUCGCACUGGAACGUUGGCUCUCUGAGCCGCCAGCACCAAGUCACAGUAGCUUGCAGAACACAUUGAACGCCGUUUUCAAAGAGCCGUGGCGGACACUGGAAGAGCCGCCUCCGCGAGUUUCUUUUCUGUGUCGAGUAACCAGCGUCGUAUGGGAUAUUUUCGUCGCUCUUUCUGCUGGUGUAAUCUGGAUAGCAGAUGCGAUCUUGCUACGUGUCCUGCUUGGUGCGCGUCUCGUGUCCUCAACCAGCACGGCAGCGCAAGCGGCGUUGCGCAGGAGGCAAACAAGGCUUGAGCGGCAGCGUCUACUGGAACGCCUUGGUCAGGCAGAUUCGUACUCCUCAUACUAUGAAACAGCGGCUCAACUUGACUGGCUCGAAGGUCGCAGCAGGUGGAAAACAUCGCUUACCGAUGCAUUCCAGUUGUACGAUCGGAAGGGUCUCAUGCGGCAAUUAUCCCAACUAAGUGCACUAUAUCGACAGGGCGACAUCCAGCGACUCAUGUUCAACUUGCGAGGCUGCUUGACUCGAGAUUUUUGUGGUAUUCACCGGGCGGAGCUUCACAGGAGAUGUCGAGUUGGAACGAAACGUGAAGUGGAAGACUUUGUGUACGUUGUUAGUUGGCUGUUGGAGUAUAUCGCGACCACCGAAGAUCCAACAGUUUCCUGGCGGGAACGACUGGAAUUCUUCAACCAGGUUCGUCAUGCGUACGGCAAGUCGGCACUGUUGCUUUCGGGUGGAAGCACCAUGGGUCUGAGCCAUUUUGGCGUCCUGAAGGCGCUCCAGGAGCUUCGGCUUUUGCCACGAAUUCUCUCAGGUGCGAGCGCUGGAGCUUUGGUCGUCGCGUUCGCUGGUGUAUUCUCGGACGAGGAGCUCAUCGAGUGCUUGGAGAGCUUCCGAAACCCGUGGACUGGUCGACCAUUGCGCUUCGAAAUAUUUGAUCCGUCGCUGUCUUGGUACCGAGCCAUGCGGCGAUUUGCCAAACGAGGCGUACUCUUCGACAUCCGGCGUCUUCAAGGGUGCAUGCGUGAGAAUCUGGGUGAUCUUACUUUCCAGGAAGCGUACAAUCGCACCAAACGUAUCAUCAAUAUGACCGUGACGCCGGCGUACGGUCCACCAGUGCUACUGAACUACUUGACGGCGCCAAACGUUCUCGUAUGGAGUGCUGCUUGUGCUUCGGCGGCGUUGCCGUUGAUAUUCGCUCCGGUGGAGCUUUUCGCGAAAGAUGAAAGGGGCAGCAUUAUUCCGUAUCACCCGGAGGGAUUCCAGUGGUCGGAUGGAAGUAUCAGCGCAGAUAUACCGUUACAGCGCAUUGGCGAAAUGUUUAACGUGAAUCAUUUUAUCGUCAGCCAGGCAAACCCGCAUUUCAUUCCGAGAGGGAGUAUGCUGAUGAAGGCUCGCCUCAUGCAGGCCAUCAAAGCGGAGUUAAAGUUUCGAUACAGCCAGCUGGAGGGCCUUGGGCUUGUGCCUCGAAUUUUUCGCAUGACGAUUUCGAUUCUGACGCAGCCUUUCGAAGGCGACGUCACUGUUCUGCGGGAUCUCAGUCUGGCAGAUCUCCGCAAACUCUUUCGGAAUCCCACGCUUCAAGACAUUCGGGCCGCGGUUGCCCGCGGGCAGCGGCUCGCCUAUACGAAGCUGGACGAAAUCCAUCACAACUGCUUGAUAGAGUUCACUAUCGAUGAUUGUAUUGAGUACAUCGGACGCCGUUUCCAGGAUGCUGCCACUGCAGUGGUUACGCCCAGAUCAUCCGCAGAGACAUCCAGCACCAGCCGUUUGUUUCCCCGAGUGCCAAGCUGGCUCUGGGCUGAUUUUGGCAGCUUCGGUGGCGGUUCUGCUAAUCGGUCACCGCCGGCGAGUCCGAAAACUCGCGGUGAACGCCGUGUACACCGCAUAUCGCUAGGGCACGGUCAGCGACACGCAACUGAUGCCACGCUGGAGACCAUUCCCGACACGGAGGCAGGUGAGGAAAGCGCCUGCGACGAGUCCUUUCACGUCCGACGAGCGAGUCCCGACAUUCGCGCUUUACAUUGGAAGCCGGCCUCCUCGUCCAUGACCUGCAGAUCGCCUCCGCGGCGGAGCCACAGUGCGGAAGUUUUACACAAGUCUGACGAAUACCUCAGGAUUUCGGAUUCACUGGACAAGAGACAGCCUCACGGGGAGGAGCGGUCAGAGUUUCCGAGCUCCGAGCAGUCACCAUCAGAUAGCGCGGAUGAAGAUGAACGGGUCAUGUGUUGA
Molecule: messenger RNA, 2343 nt
Organism: Cyanidioschyzon merolae strain 10D
Lineage: Eukaryota; Rhodophyta; Bangiophyceae; Cyanidiales; Cyanidiaceae
Exons: 1
Coding region: 1-2343 (780 amino acids)
Biological process (GO): lipid metabolic process
Molecular function (GO): triacylglycerol lipase activity
Source: RefSeq, a predicted model, not a curated record